GUCGUUUGACGGCUGGGGGCAACCGAGAAGAAGGAGGAAGCAGCGGUGGCGGCUGCUGCGGCGGCUGCGGCUGGGACCGGGGUGGUCGCCACGGUCGGAGCCCGGGACUGAGGCGCGGGCGACCGGGCCGGUGGGCUGGGCGGCGGGUCCGGCGGCCGCUCCCGCGCCCUUGCCCGCGCCUGGCGGCCCGAUGUGGCUGCAGCAGCGGCUUAAAGGGCUGCCGGGACUGCUGUCGAGCAGCUGGGCCCGCCGCCUCCUCUGCCUGCUCGGCCUCCUGCUGCUGCUUCUGUGGUUUGGGGGCUCCGGGGCGCGGCGGGCGGCGGGUGGCCUGCACCUACUGCCCUGGGCCCGCGGCAAGCCGGGCGCCGCCGAGCCUUCUGCCUGCCUGGAGGCGGCCACCCGCGCCUGGCGCGGCCUGCGGGAGCGUGGCGAGGCUGUACCGCUGGGCCCUGGAGUGCCGGCCCUGGUGGCCAACGGUUUCCUGGCCCUGGACGUGGCCGCCAACCGGCUCUGGGUGACCCCUGGAGAGCGGGAGCCCGCCGUGGCGCCGGACUUCGUGCCCUUCGUGCAGCUGCGCCCGCUGAGCGCGCUGGCUGAAGCUGGAGAGGCGGUGCUGCUGCUGCGGGAGGGGCUGCUCCGCCGGGUGCGUUGCCUGCAGCUCGGGAACCCGGGCCUCGGCCCUGCGGUCGCCGUCCCUGGACCUGCCUCGGCCUCCGGCCUUGCCGCGGGGUCCGGCCACGACUGCGUGCUGCUGCAAGAGGACUUUCUGGCGCACCGUGGCCGACCCCACGUCUAUCUGCAGCACAUCCAACUCAACAAUCCCACGGAGCGCGUGGCAGCGCUGCAGACUGUGGGGCCCACUGCCAGCCCAGUCCCCAAGGCCUUCACCAGUACCCUGGAGAAGGUUGGAGAUCAUCAGUUCCUCCUUUACUCAGGCCGGUCCCCGCCUACUUCCACGGGGCUGGUGCACCUGGUGGUGGUGGCUGCCAAGAAGUUAGUGAACCGGCUCCAAGUGGCUCCCAAGACACAGGUGGAUGAGACAGUACUGUGGGUUGUGCAUGUCUCAGGCCCCAUUAACACCCAGGUGCUCAAAAGCAAAGCAGCCAAGGAGCUCAAGGUGCUCCAGGACUUGGCACGGAAGGAAAUGCUGGAGCUCUUGGAGAUGCCGGCCGGGGAGCUGCUUCAGGACCACCAGCGCCUCUGGGCUCAGCUCUUCAGUCCAGGAGUGGAGAUGAAGAAGAUCACUGACGCCCACACGCCGUCCGGCCUGACUGUGAACCUGACGCUCUACUACAUGCUCUCCUGCUCUCCAGCCCCGCUGCUCAGCCCCUCCCUGAGCCACAGGGAGCGAGACCAGAUGGAGUCGACGCUCAACUACGAAGACCACUGUUUCAGUGGCCACGCCACCAUGCAUGCCGAGAACCUCUGGCCGGGGCGGCUGUCGACCGUGCAGCAGAUCCUGCAGCUCUCCGACCUGUGGAAGCUGACCCUCCAGAAGCGCGGCUGCAAGGGGCUGGUGAAGGUGGGCGCCCCGGGCAUCCUGCAGGGCAUGGUGCUCAGCUUCGGGGGGCUGCAGUUCACGGAGAACCACCUCCAGUUCCAGGCCGACCCCGACGUGCUGCACAACAGCUACGCGUUGCACGGCAUCCGCUACAAGAACGACCACAUCAACCUGGCCGUGCUGGCGGACGCUGAGGGCAAGCCCUACCUGCACGUGUCCGUGGAGUCGCGCGGCCAGCCCGUGAAGAUCUACGCCUGCGAGGCGGGCUGCCUGGACGACCCCGUGGAGCUGACCUCGGCGCCUGGGGGCCACACCUUCUCGGUCAUGGUGACGCAGCCCAUCACGCCGCUGCUAUACAUCUCCACCGACCUCACGCACCUGCAGGACCUGCGGCACACGCUGCACCUCAAGGCCAUCUUGGCCCACGACGAGCACAUGGCCCAGCAGGACCCUGGGCUGCCCUUCCUCUUCUGGUUCAGCGUGGCCUCCCUCAUCACCCUCUUCCACCUCUUCCUCUUCAAGCUCAUCUACAACGAGUACUGUGGGCCUGGAGCCAAGCCCCUCUUCAGGAGUAAGGAAGAUCCCAGUGUCUGAGUGAACUAACAGUCCUGCUCUCAGCCACCGUUUGCACAAGACACCCAGCACUGCAAGUCCUGCUGCUAGGAACAAGGGAUCCUUUGGAAGCAGCCACCCUUUGUGCCUUGUUGGGGGAAACCAGUGACACAGAAGCGUGUGUGGAUACUCCAGAGUUUGCGUUGGAAGGAACGAGUGUCGUCACUUCCAGGGGAGGGGAGGGGCCAGUGGACUUUCUGUAAGCUUUCGAAUCAAUAAAAUGAACCUAAAUGGCAAAUACUUGAAAUUGAACUCACUCCUUCUACUUUCCCCCUUUCUUCUGUCCCAGGAAAUAGACCUUCUUUUGAAAAGACUCUUGUCUAGGAGAAAUUGCUUUCUUUUCCUAAUUUAAUGUGCUCUUUCUUGAAUGAAUUUUUAAUUUAUUUUUACUGAGAUUUUGCUGGAUGGAUUUUGCAUCCACUUUAGAUAGUGACCUUGGCAGUGGGCUCUGGUCGAAGCCGCCUCGGUGGCGUGUGGAGGCCCCACAGUCCUCGGCUGGGCCUGGGCGCCCCGAGUGGCUGCACGGCCUGCGGGGAGGCUGUGGUCACAUUGUCAUCCUAGGGUUUGCACGUCCUUUCUUAACCUGAGCCUGUGGAGAUCUGUCGUUUUGUACUUUGGGCUUUGGGGGAGGUGUUUAACUUUCUAGUGAUUGAUGACUGUUGGGUUUUAAAAUACCAAAGCUUUUUUUGUUCUGUUUUUAAAUAAAUAUCUUUCAAACUUC
Molecule: messenger RNA, 2834 nt
Organism: Lemur catta (Ring-tailed lemur)
Lineage: Eukaryota; Metazoa; Chordata; Mammalia; Primates; Lemuridae
Product: KIAA2013 ortholog
Exons: 3
Coding region: 191-2095 (634 amino acids)
Source: RefSeq, a predicted model, not a curated record